AUGGAGCAUGCGUUGUUAGAUCAUGAUAAUGGCAGUAGAAUAUUGGCUACAACAAGAAAUGAGGAUGUUGCUAAUUUUAGUAGAGGAUCUUCAUUGGUUCAUGUCUAUCGUAUAGAACCUUCAACUCAGAAGGGGGCAUGGGAACUCUUCUGCAACAAAGCAUUCAGGUUUGAGUUUAAAGGGCAAUGUCCAAAAGAUCUGGAGGGAUUGUCACGCGACAUUGUUAGAAGAUGUGGAGGAUUACCGCCACUAGCAAUUGUGGCUGUUAGUGGACUUCUAGCUACCAAAGAAAAGACCGUUCUUGAAUGGAAAAAAGCUCUUAGAGGCCUUGGUGGUUCUGCAAUGGUGAGUGACCCAUAUAUUGAUAAUGUCACUAACAUUCUAUCUUCCAGCUACGGUGAUCUGCCUUACCAUCUCCAAUCUUGUUUCUUAUAUUUUGGCUUGUGUCCUGAGGAUUUUCCCAUUAAACUUGGAAGCAUAAUUCAACUAUGGGUAGCUGGGGGUUUUGUACAAGAAAAACCAGGCAUGACACUAGAGGAGGUUGGAGAAGAAUACUUCAUUGAACUCAUUCGUCGAAGUUUGGUUCAAGUGGAUAAAGUUAGUUUGAAAGGAACUCUCAAAACAUGUCGUGUUCAUGAUUUGGUACAUGAUGUCAUUCUUUCCAAGUCAAAGGAGCCGAGUCUCUGCCAUGUUUCCAGUAGUUUCUCAACCUUCGAAGGCAUAGCGCGACAUCUCUCCAUAAGCAACAGAGGAAGCAACACUCCAAAUAGUAUCACCAAGUCUCAAACUCGCUCUGUUAUAGCUUGUAACGAAACCGCCUUCCCAAAAAGAUAUUUAAACUUAAGAGAUACCAGAGCAGCAAAACCUCCAAGAUCAAUAAGAAAGCUUCAUGACCUGGAGUCCUUGGAUUUGAGAAAUUCUUUCGUGGAAGAGUUGCCAGUUGAGAUCAGUACGUUCCCUGAAUUGCGACAUCUUUUGGCUGAUGAUAGAAAGACUCGGGCAUUGAAGAUACAUGGCAGCAUUAAGCAUUUGGAGUUCUUGCAAACGUUGUUUAUAAUUAAAGUGGAUCGUGAUUUAAGCUUGAUCAAUGAUGGCCUACAAGUGUCGACGAAGAUGAGGAAAUUGGGGGUCAUCAAUUUGAAAAGAGAACAUGGAAGUCCAAUCAAUAUCUUCUCCUCCUCUUCAGCUGCAAAGUCUCCUAGUUGGAUUCCCAAACUACACAAUCUGGCUGAACUGAGUUUGAGUUUUACAAACUUCAUGGAUGAUUCCAUUGAAGUCCUUCAAGCUCUGCCCAAUCUAAAAUAUCUUGCACUUGCAUGGGCAUACAACGGAGAGAAGAUGCAUUUUGAAGGAGGAGGGUUUCAGAAACUCAAGUUUCUGUCUCUUGCAGGCUUGAGCAAUCUGAAUGAAAUGUUAAUUAACGAAGGAGCAUUGCCACUUCUUAAAAGGCUAGAAAUGGGACCCUGCCCAAAACUGAAUAAGGUGCCCUCUGGAAAUCAAAACUUGAGAUAUCUCAAAGAUUUAUCGUCCGCAGGGAUGACAAAUGAGUUCACUCAAAGAUUGUCACGGCAAGAAUCCGAGAUAGUGAGGCACAUACCGAUUCUCCGAUAUGAUGCUACUUAUGAUCCCAAUGGUGAAGGAUCUUAUGGAGCAUUUGGAUGA
Molecule: messenger RNA, 1662 nt
Organism: Populus nigra (black poplar)
Lineage: Eukaryota; Viridiplantae; Streptophyta; Magnoliopsida; Malpighiales; Salicaceae
Product: disease resistance protein RPM1-like
Exons: 3
Coding region: 1-1662 (553 amino acids)
Biological process (GO): defense response to other organism
Molecular function (GO): ADP binding
Source: RefSeq, a predicted model, not a curated record